GGGCCGCAUCUGAUGAACAUCGAGCAAAUUUAAAGACUUCUUCUCGGCAUUGUGGUUAAUACAGAAAUCUGAGGAUAAUUCGCUAUGGCGGACCAAACGCCCCCCGUCCAAGGCGCUUCUUCAGCGUCGGCUUCGUCUGCGGCGGCGGCGGCGGCGGCGACAGCGACAAGCUCUGGGUCUACUUACAAGGCCCCGACACCCAACCCAGCUUUCCGCAUGAUGGGAAUACCCGGGCUACCUAAGAAACUCCCCUCUCGCAACUGGAUGAUCUUCUUCGCCAUUACUGGGUCCAUAUCCGCCGCCAUAAUAUACGACAAGCGCGAGAAGAAGCGCGCAACUGCCCGGUGGUCUAGAGCAGUCUCCCACCUCGCGCGCGAGCCCAUUGCGAAUCCGACCCAGCUACCACGAAAACUCACCAUCUUCCUCGAGAGCCCCCCCGGUGACGGUCUCCGUGUGGCGCAGGACCACUUCACCGAAUACGUAAAGCCGAUAUUGGCCGCAUCAGGGUUAGACUGGGAGUUUGUGCAGGGCAGGAAAGAGGGCGACGUUAGAGCUGCGGUAGCUGAGAGGAUACGACGGACGCGGCAGCCGGAAACAGAGGCACAGACUCAAGAGGAGAUAAUACGGAAUAUAAGGAAGAAUAAUAAGACACCCGAAUGGCAUGGUCUUCGAGGCGAUAUCGUAAUUGGACGGCAUACGUGGAAGGAGUACGUACGGGGUACACAUGAGGGCUGGUUAGGACCUCUCACCCCGCCCGUAUUUCCGGAACCCGAAGUGAAGAAAGCUGAAGAGACACCAGCCGCGGAAGGGAGCGAAGGCGAGAAGCAAGAGCCGAAGCCCGAGGAGAAGCCCGAGAGACCACCGCAACCACCACCAUACAACACUACAAACGACUAUCCCACGUCCGCCCUUCCGAUGCUUAUCCCCGCCGAGUUCUCCCCUUCAGCACCCAUACCAUUCCCCCAUAUUCUCGGCUUCUCUAACACCUUUAUACGUUUAAGGCGAUUCGUCAACCGUCGCCACCUAGCCGACAACAUAGGCCGCGAAGUUGCAGCCGUAUGCCUGGCAGCGGCGCGCGAGUACCGCGAGGACCUAGACCUAACACAGGCAGAGCAACAGACUGCUCUCGAACACGAGGAGAGCGACUGGCCUAAGGCUACAUGGAAAGAAGAUAAGCCCAAGGAAGGCCAAGAAAAGAAGGUUUCCGCCAAGCCCCAGGAGAAGAUAUGGACAAGUCCCGUGGUGCUAGAUCCGCGAAUCGCGAUGCGCAUGCGGCGCUUCGAGAUCCAGCCUGAGGAGGAGGCUCGCGCCAAGGAAAUCGUGGUCCCCGAAGAGGAGAUAGAGGGUUGGAUCAAGGGCAGUUUCCGGAGCUUGUACCGCUGGGCCAUUUCGAAACCCGAGCCCAAUCCCUCGUGGCCUGACGAGUGAGCGUUGGCUACCGACCGGCCUACCUAGACUUGCCUCAAUCGAGGGAUCAUCAGGGAUUCGAAUGUAAAAUAUAAUAGUAUGCAUAGAAGGAUAACCUCAUCGUGCAUUGCCGGUUGGCAUACGGCUCUGCCUGUACUAACAUGCCGCAACUCAUCGGAUCUGCAUAAAAAGGUGGUGGUGGUAAGGGGGCAACGCUGGGAUGUGCUACGUUAUGUGUGCAGGGUAUUAUACGAUGACCAUGUGAUUAUGUUUGCAUUCAAAAAAAAAUCACAACUCUGGAGCACUAUUUCUCUGCCAAUUGUUGUCUCCUUCGUACAUUGUAUAAAUGUGGCAUUGCC
Molecule: messenger RNA, 1766 nt
Organism: Daldinia decipiens
Lineage: Eukaryota; Fungi; Ascomycota; Sordariomycetes; Xylariales; Hypoxylaceae
Product: mitochondrial import inner membrane translocase subunit Tim54
Exons: 2
Coding region: 85-1428 (447 amino acids)
Biological process (GO): sphingosine biosynthetic process
Cellular component (GO): membrane; intracellular membrane-bounded organelle; cytoplasm
Source: RefSeq, a predicted model, not a curated record